ACCCUUAAGCUCCAGAAAGUGUGGUCUCGAAAUGGGUCAGCAGGUACGGCCCCCGCCGCGCAUGCGCCCGCGCCGCGCGCUGAGCUCAUUCGCUUUUUGCCCACCUUUCGACUCGCGCGCACCAUUGUACGCCGCGCAUUUCUCCUCCGUGGGAACCCACUAGCAACGUGCUUUACCCGUCAUUUCUUCGCGACCACAGGAGGCGGUACACGCGUAAUGUUACACAGUGAUACGAUAAGGAUUUGACAUGUAACGUGGACGAAGGUGAAAGUUAAGUGAUGAGUAAACAGACUCAGUGACAAGGAUCACCUGAUUAGCUGGGGCCAUGGCUGUCGCGGCGAUCGUACCGGUCCUCCUGCUGGCUUCUAUAACCAGAAGUACAUGUGAGCCGACCUUCAACUUCCAUCAAAACAAUGGCAAAAGUAAUACACAGUUUGGAGGAAUACUGAAGCCCCCCCCUCCGCCUCACGCCUCCAGCCUCGUGCCAGUGCCGUUCCACAAGGGAGGGGGGUCAGGGAACAGGUUCCAGAGACAGAACCACAACGAGGGUUACCACUACGCACCACCCUCGUCGCUCGCGCAACCAGGACAGAACUUCAAGUUCCCGGCUCCCUUCUACAAGCAGUAUAACUUCAACUUUGUGCCUCCACCUCAGCCGUUCACCACGACACCAUCCCCGACACUCUUCCAAAAGGUGUCAACGUGGUUGUUCCCAUCGCAGCAAACUAGUAAUGAUGCUGCAGUAAAUAUAGGAGGGCAGGCGGCCUCAAAGAAAGAAUGCAAUCCCUGUAAUUCUAUGCCUUGGAUCCCAGUCAUAAGAUAUGAUUUGGGAGCUAAAAAUUUGCAGCAGCAAAAUAUACAGCCAACAUACGGCGCACCUAGUCCUACAGCUGUAGCCGGUCAGUUUUCGCCGCAUCCGUUCCAAAGAUUACCGCAGCUCUCUACCGGUGUUCCUCACGAGACUUAUGGGCCACCAGCUCAGCAGCAUGUCUCAAACUCCAUAGACACUCCGAGCUCUACGUAUGGGCCGCCAAGUGCGACUGCUAAUAUUGGCGUUGUUGCCUCUCACAGUCCACCAAGCUCAACAUAUGGAGUGCCAAGUUCCUCAUACUCAAUACCAAGUUCUUCGUAUUCAAUACCGAGUUCGUCCUACGGGGUCCCGAGCUCCUCAUUUUCGGCACCAAGUUCUUCUUACCGAGUGCCCAGUUCUACGUAUGGAGUACCUAGUUCAUCAUUUGGGGUAUCAAGUUCAUCUGUAGGAGUAUCCAGUCAGUCAAACGGAGAACCUAGCUCCACGUAUGGGACGCCUAGCUCCACAUAUGGGCCACCUAGCUCCUCAUUUGUACCGUCUCAAACAUUCGGAUUAUCUUCAUCAGCUACCCCUGGUUAUGAUGACGUACCAAGUUACCAAGCUCCAAAUAAUAAUGACAUAGAUGCCUUUGGACUAACUGCACCAGGAAAUGACUUCCAACUACCAAAAUUAUCGAACCCGACCGGAUUUAAGAACUCUUACGGGGAGCCAAUAGGAAACUCAUUCUUAGACCUACCGUAUCCUGUAUCAGCAGCAGCAGAGUCAUUUAAAAUAAAAACGGAAAUUUUACCGAACGGACAGAAACCAGAUGCACAGAAUACAUCAUUUGCGCUCGCUAAGCCAGCGCCGUUUACCCGUGGAAGGAAUAUCCACACACUGCAACCAGUCGCAUUACCAAACUUGAGUGUCUCGCCAUUGCCACCAAUUUUCAAUGCGAGACCUUUUAGAACAGUUCCUUCUAGCACAUAUUUAGCAAAUAACGUACAAGGUAUAAAUAAUAUGCAUCAGUCAAAUCAAGUGAGUAUCUCACAAAGUGUACCCAUUGCUGAAUUCUCACAGGCAGAUUAUCCACCAACUAUCAUUCAAUCUCCUAUCAUUGAUAUCAGUGUGAAAAGUGGGAAUCAAAGUAAAGCUUACAGAAACAUUGUCAAUAGUUACGUCAUCGAUCAGAACCGCGAUAUUUCCUCACAGGCAUCCGAAGAUCAUAUUGCAUCCACCAAAACAAAUAAUAUACAAGACGUCAGUUUUGAAAGUACUGGGGUAGAUGUGGGUAAUGAUUUAUAUGAUAUUCCAGCAGAUUUAAAACAAAACAAAGAGAUCCCAUCAAACCACAAAGAAAACUUUGCAGAUUUAAGAGGAGUCCCAGACCGUGAUGUCGAUAAGUACAGAACAGAAAACAACUUACAAUCGAUCGAUUCACCUUUACUAUAUUUAAAACCUAGUGCUCCACACAAAGAAUAUGAACACUUUUUGUUAGCAGUUUCUACCCCAACAUAUAACAGAGACUAUGAGAUUUAUGACGAAGUGCAGACCACUACGUCACCCAAUCAUAAUUUUAAUAGUGAUACUAAAAAUGAUUAUGGUAAUGGCUUAUCGCCCCCUCCCAUUGGGCAAGAAGAUGCAAAUAAACCAAAGAUAGUUCAAAUUAUAAUUCCUUAUACUACAGGAAAGGGUGGAAAUAAACCAAGUGGUCUCGAUUUCGAGCAAACAGGUUAUGGUGGGGCAGAGUGGGCGUCAGCCUCCGAAGAUGAGUACCAAGCAAGGAAAGUACCAGGUAACACAGAAAAUUAUUACGGCGUCAGUACUGUUACUGACAACUACAAUACUGAGACCACAACUACAGAAACUGAAGUACCUACUCUAUCUGGAAACGAAUAUUAUGAAUCAGAUCAAUAUAAUACUCAUGCGAUCCUGAAUGAUCUAUAUGAUGUAAAGGAGCCGCCAUUUGAUAUCAUAAAAUUGCAGCACAACAUUGAUGAUUGGACAGAACAACAAUACUCACAACACCAGAGGCCAACACAAAAAGCGAGGCCUAGUGGAAAAUAUGCCCAUGCUAAACAAAUACCAGAUGAAUAUUUUACAACUGUUAGCCCUUUCUCAAAUUACGUCACCGUAUUAAAUGAUGAGUAUGAUCAUGAAGGAGAAGGUAGCGCACAGAAGCAAACGGUCACAGACGCAGAAAAUUCUACAAAUCCUACACCAUUUAGGUAUUACAACGUUAUACAACGAGGUAGAGAGAAGACAACCAGUGGUAAGAACACUAUAGCAUCCGACGUGAAGCCUCACAUCUAUACAGCGGCUUCGUCUUUCCGACAAACGACGACGACUCCUGCUCCUUGGGGCCACAUUGAAACAUCCAUAUCUCCACUUACCAAAGAAAAAGUGUACGUAGUAACUUCAAAGCCUUGGAGAGACAGCCGUAACGCGACAGGGUGGUCUGGUGGGGAAAAUUUCGAGUCCAUGAAGACGGAAAAUACAGACAAUGAUGUAUCUGCGUCAGAUAAUCUCCCGUUCAAGUCGCCUAGAUUCCUGAACCGGCCUUCGUUUGGUGCCACAGCGAGUGGAGAUACUGUCAAAGCCGAAGCAUACGGAUAUCCAGAGGACUGGCAUCAUAUAAACGACUUGGAAGCGAGACAAAGCUCGCAGAACGCAACCGCGACGCUGCCAGAAGGUCCUCAAUCAACUGUAACCACUAAUAUGGACGAGGGUCAGAUCGACACAACGACUGCAGGACCUAGUACAUAAAACAUUCCAAGUGAGU
Messenger RNA from Plutella xylostella (diamondback moth), 3572 nucleotides. RefSeq lists its product as uncharacterized. NCBI's taxonomy places the organism in Eukaryota, Metazoa, Arthropoda, Insecta, Lepidoptera, Plutellidae. The record is from RefSeq and is a predicted model, not a curated record.